Linum trigynum is the source of this 2856-nucleotide messenger RNA. Lineage: Eukaryota; Viridiplantae; Streptophyta; Magnoliopsida; Malpighiales; Linaceae. The record is from the annotation of a GenBank genome assembly.
AAUGAACUGAAGCUGAGUAAUAGUAACUCUAGAGACCCGUGGAUUCGAUAUUUAUUACUUGUGCCACUAUACUGCAGUCCCUUUCAUUGGUUACACUUGGCCAUUGUUAGGUGUUGUGUUUUAGCGUGUCAAGUCUUUGGCGCCGUUGCCGGGGACUUUCUAGAUUAUUAGGAAAGGCAGAAGUUUGUUACUUUAGCAUUUUUCUUUUCUUUUCCACCCUUGAUUUUCACUUGGGUGUUUUUUAUUUUUGUUGGUGCAGAUAUGAAUCAUGGAUCCUCAUGGCUUCUCCAACCAUUGGGGGUAUCCACCACCAUCCGAGUGGUAUUACCCCGAGACUCCCUAGAGCAAUCAAGGAGGAGAAGACUCUGGAUUCGGGUUCCAGUACCAACCCCCUUACUACGGAGAACAAUCAGACCCCUGGGCAUAUCAAGAACAACCUCAUUACCAAGAAGACUUUCUCCCACAACCAAAAGGGCCAUCAGAGCUGGAGUUAGCCAUAGAGGCCUUCACGGGCCACUCUACAGAGCCAUGCUACACUUCACUGGAAGAUCCGAACAAACAAUUAAGGCUUCUCGUGGAGCAAUUUGCUCGAGACACUGAGAGAUCAUGCUCCAAGAUGGAUCUUCAAAUCAAAGCCCUUGCCCCUUCCGAUCCCUCAUUUCUCCAUGAAAUGGAGGAGACUGUUCAGCGCUCCGCGAAGCAAACAGAGUGGGUGGAGCAAGUUUGCUCACAUCUUGCUCAAGAUCACCUUUCUGCUACCACGCUAGAAGAGGUGGAGGAUGACAAAGGCUACGGGGAUGUUGAGGAGCAUACAGAAGUUAUCACAGAGAACUCCCAUGAUAACCAUGAUCAGGAAAGUCCUCUGGUUGCAGAUCACACAUUUCCUUAUUUCUGCUCUAACAUGUUGGGCCCGAGCAAGGAGAUGCAAGAUGAUCUCAUUGAAGAAAUUACAUGGCAACUUGCUCUCCAAUCUGUGCUAGAAGAAGAAGAGCAAGAAAGGGUGCAGAAAGAAGUUGUGGAGGAUGACAAAAGUGAAGCAGGAGGAGUUCUUGAUCAUUUCCCAGGGGUGAUACCACAUGAAGAAGAAAGGGGGGUUGAAGAAGCAAUUGGCGUCCAGGCUGAGGACGGAGUUAAGGUGGAAGAGGCCUGCACAGGCCAUGAGUUACAUGUGAUAUCUCCACCAAACUUCGAGGAGCUGCUUGGCAAGGACCCAUUUGCAGUGUCUCUUUGCCAGACCAAGGCCACGUCGACAUCAGUCCCCCUUGGUGGAAGCGAUGGUGGCCAAUCGAUGCUGUCAUAUCUGGUUUGGGGCAAUGGGACGAGAGAAGAGAAGAAGAGGUCUCGAGGAUGGAGACUUCAUCUGCAUCAAGUGCACAAGCUUCCAUCACCAGUCAUACCACAUGCUCGUGACUUGCGACUCCACCUCAUUGACGAGAACUUCAACUUCAAGGAGGUUCUAGCAUGGACCGAAACUUAGAAGCCAUCGUCCGGGGCACGACGUGAAAGAAGCGCUUGUUGGGAGGCAACCCAACCAGUCGGUUUGCAUUUCUUUCUCUAUUUCUCCUCGGUUGAGUCAGUUUUGUUAUUUGAUUUUAGAGUCAAUAACUCAACCUUUGUGAGAUUUUGUGUGGUGUUUGUGUUCUGAUUUCUCUCUCUUUCUGGAAUGCACCGCCUGACUCGUCCAUCAUCAUUCACCCUUGAUCUGGCAACUUCGUUCUACCCUCCUUAUCUUUCCUCCAUUGAGGACAAUGUCGUGCUUAAGUGUGGGGGGGGGGGGGGGUUUAUUAUGUAUGCGGGUGAAUGUUUGGCUGUUUGUGUGCUUGGAGCCUAGUCCACUGUCCAAAUUUGAGAUUUGAGGGCUCCAAGUACUGUUGUUUGCUUGAUCAUAUUGGCACUGUGGUUUUAAUUGGUGAAUUGAAUGGCUUUCGACUUAAUGCAUGACAACUGAGGUGUGACUAGGACAACCUAUAAUGAUGACUGAGACGUGUAGUAGAAUUGUGUAGGGGUUUGGUUUUUCAGCUGUUUGCUUACCAACUGUGACUUGGAUUGAUCACUUGUUUUUGACAGUCUCUUAUACAUCUAGUUCAGGGAAUCAGAAUGAGAGAUAGAGCAUAUAGGUAGCCAUGUGAGAUUUGAGCCUGCUCAUUUCUUUCUUGUGCGAUAGUUCCCUCUUCCAUGAUGUGUAGCAUUCACGUUGUCAUUAGCUAAGAUGAUGGAGGCAUAGGAUUAGCCACGACCAAAUUGACUGUCCUGAUGUGUCAUAUCCUCUAGUCAGCCCCUUUGAGCAGUGUGUUAUCCUUUCUUUCAGUCUACAAUGAAAAAUCACCCUUUUGCAUCUUUUAGAAGGUUCCACAGAGUGGUUUUUACAUGUUCUCUGCUGUUUCUACUUAAUAUAAUGUGAGGGUUGGAGGUAGUGCUUAAAAGUUGGGCAUAUGUUUGAAAUAUGUGCAGAGGUGGUGGUUCUCUUAAGGAAUGAAAAAGAGAAUGAGAAAAAAAAAAUGAAAGCAAAAGAGAGCCACCACCAAAAAUCUGAAUAGUGCCCAUUAAGUAGUGUUUCUUAGCAGUCUGGCUUGGAAAUACUAGCAUUUAUGUGACCUCCUUCGCUCUUGUGCUCUGAAGAAUUUGAGUAAUGCAGAAUAGCAGAAAGACAGUACUGGUUUGAUUGACUGUGAGUUUGUUGGGUUUGGAACUGUGGAAUCUUGUGCUAUGAAUACUUCCACCACCUAAAAGGCCUUUUCCCCAUGUCCAAGACCCUAGCCAGUCAUUUGAACCUGUGUCUAAGACCUCCGGAUUGGUUAGUGAUGACAACCAUUUAUGUGAACUCUAACAUUUAGAGAAUAAGUAUGCACAUUUUUC